Messenger RNA from Musa acuminata subsp. malaccensis (wild Malaysian banana), 5359 nucleotides. Its product is annotated as ACT domain-containing protein ACR8-like. The record is from RefSeq and is a predicted model, not a curated record. Lineage: Eukaryota; Viridiplantae; Streptophyta; Magnoliopsida; Zingiberales; Musaceae.
UAUCCUUUGAAGGUGAAUCCUAUUACUGUUCUGUUUCACAAAGAGUGAUGCUUGUGUGGGUCAUGCACAUAUUUGUGAGCUUUGUUAGUAUAACUUGUACAUGUUGGUUUGGUGUAUGAGGGUUUGUGUGGUCCUUCGUGAAAGAUUGGUUGAAGUACCUUCCCCCUUUAUGUAGGACAUUUUAUGAGCUUGGGAUGUAUUAGUUUGCAGUAUAUGGCUUCUCUGCUAUUUGUUGAAAAUUUUCAUUAAUUUCACUUUUCAUAAUGGAUAUUUCACUUGGUUUUCAUUGUGGAACGGGGUCAAGGAUUUUGCGAUUAUAAGCGGUACUUAGUUACUGAACAUGCAAAAGCUGGUUCGGAACUGCAACCAUUUCUUUUUUCAUGGGUUACCUUUGUGAGGCUUCUGAUUAUUAUUUUAUUUCAUUGGUUCUUGGCAAUUUUAGUCUGGCUGACGAGCAUCACCUAAUGCUGGGAAGGACAACUAUUUGCGAGGCAUUCUUGGAUAUCCAAGGAUAUGGUUAAAUUACAGUUCAAAUAAUUUUUACUUAUUUAGAUUUCACGGUCAUGUGCUGUACAGACUCAACGGAGUGAAGCUGAGGACUAGAUGCAUUGAUCUGGAGUAGAGUCUGCAGGAACCCGGCAUAGAUCUCCCCUAAUGCUGGGAAGGACAAAAGUUAUUCGUGAAGCAUUCUUGGAUGUCUCAAGUUAAGGUUAUAUAAAUGGGCGGAGUAAGUUGUAAAGUUGCAACUCUUGCACCGGUGGCUUGACUGGUGAGACCAGUUCAUGGGGCAAUAAAAUGCAAGGAAUCGGAAAAGCUUCUACAGGUGCGGCCAAGCUUUUUAUGCAUAGAGGUGUCGAUAGAAUGAUGCUUGCUAAUCAAUAUCCUUUUAGGUUUGGUCUGAUUUGACUAAUCGAUUGAUCCUAUAUAAUGUGAGAUACGAUGAUCGGAUCGGCCAGUUGGCCACAUAUGGUUAUGUGCUCAUUAUAUCUUUUUCUUAUCUGUCAAUUGUACUAUAUCGAAAAUUACUCGUAGUGAGUGAUAAGAUUCUUCAAGAAAGCCUUAUCAAUUGUACAAUAUCUAACUUUGCUCGUGGUGAUGAGGUUGCUUUAAGAAAGCUUGUUGAGGACGGGCAAGGUGAAGUUAGAUCAUUCAACUUGUUGGUGAAGGUGACAUCACAAUCAUGGUCGAGAUCACAGUAUGAAGUUUGAUGCCAAUAAGAUCUCCCAAGGAGUGAGAGCUGCCACAAAUAGGCACUAUCUCUUGCAAAUGGAAAAAAGGUGUGUUUAGUGGGAAGGUAUAUCUGACCAUGCUCCAAUGAAUGACACAUGAAAAGGUAAAAGAAAACGAAGGCCCCACAUAAAAGAGUGCAUGACAAGGUAGGAAUUGAUGCAGCUCUCUCUCGGGUAAUUGCUUACUUAUCCCCUCCAAAAAAAUCAAAAGAGGCAUCAUCAGCUGGUGGUGCUGGUUUCGGUUUAUUUUCAGAUCACUGCAGUAUCUUUGCUCAUCAUCAAAUGGUUGUUGUUGCUGAAGCAAACAUAGGGACCAAAGUAUGACUUGAUUGUUUUCAUAGCCCUUUCUUUUUCUUUUUUAGGGGAAUUAUGCAAUGUAUCCUGUAUCUUAUGGACCAAACUCUAAAGAACUGGUACUCGAUCUGUUGAUCGACUGCAUGUUUCCUGGUUAUUUCCUGUCAAAUGAGGAGCAGCAGCCAAUCAUUCUCAAUUGGAGAACCCGACGAAGCAAUGUAUAAAGCUGCUGCAACAUCUCCGAAGCUUCCACGCUCUCAUCCUCAUGUCCAGGUUUUUGGCUUCUCCUCUCUCGAUUCGUUUGGUUUAUAUCGUCUAGCUAGCUUCGCUGCAGCUACAGCUGCAGCAUCAUCUCUGAAUCCCCUGUCAGUACAUCUCAUGAAGAUUUACAGCAUCCAAAGGUCUGCGCACUUUUGUUGCUAUUGUUUUCUGCCAUCUUCCCAUUUCCAUCAUGGUUGCUCCGUCCUGUCUUUGGGAUGGAGACAACAUGUUCGAUGGAAUGUAUCUACGACCAAGAAAUCAUUCACUUGGUCACAUGAUGUUGAUUAAGCAACAUCGGAUGGUGUUCAUCGUCAAAGUUCAAACUCAAUACAUAAAUAGGAUUCUCAAGUAUCUUUUAAUUGGAUUCGAUGCAGAGUUGGGAUCCCAAUCGAUGAGAUCUUGUCUUUCGGGUAGGGUGGCAUUGAUGGGUUCCUUUCGAAGGUGCUACCCACAGCCUGCUCUUAAUGGAGUAUGAAGAGAAUUAAGUGUGGUUGAGUUCGAUGCAGUCGUGUCACCUGCGGAGAGAUCAACCCAAUUAUCUUAAGUUCUUCUAAUGAAUCGAUCUUACAUCUCUGACGGCGCCACAUGACGGCAGCGCCCCCUGGUCGACACGUGGUUUGUGCCUUUGGAGGCCGAGCCACGCCGCGACGCGUCGCGUCGUCAGAGCCGUACGUUACGGGCACCGGUCCAUCAACCGUCCAUCCCACGCCGUGUAACGCGGCAUGGGUUUGGUCCUCCACAAGACGCCAUUAAUUGUCCGCCAAGGGACGCGUGGCGGCAUCGCAGGAGCUCCUCUCAUCAUCAUCCUGAUCAUCACGACCAUUAAAGCUUGUUAAACAGAGAGAGCGACUCGAAGGUGGGGGAAGGACGGCGGGCGGCAAUGGCAUCGGCAGCGGCCGCGGAGGACGAGAAGAACAGGUGGUUUAGUUAGUUAGUUAAUGAAGGAGGAAGGUGGGCAUAAUUAUAGCGUGCGGCGGAAGGAAAGGGUUGUUGGGCCCACCCGCCCACGUGCGUAUGUUGUGAGCGGGAGGGAAGAGGGUCAGAUGCGCCGGAAGGUGGUUAGUUGGCCCGGUCGGGUUUGGAUUUGGCGAGUAGGUCGAGGAGUCCCGAGCCCGACGCACAAGCCCUUUUGAUGGCUCCUCUCCCUCUCUCUGGGGACAAGACAUCUUGGGACCGAGUUCCGAUAUAUGGUAACGAGGCAUCCCAUGGAACAGAGGAUACCGAGAGAGGGGAACGGGCCGGCGACUUCUUUGCCUCUGAUUCCUUACGAGUCGAUCCAGGGAGGAGGAAGGAUGGAGGAGUUAGCGGCGUCUUUGGACGAGUAUGACAAGUUGGUCAUCCGAAUGAACACCCCCAGAGUGGUGGUGGACAAUGCCGUGUGCCCCACAGCGACGCUGGUGAAGGUGGACAGCGCUCGGGAGCACGGCAUCCUGUUGGAGGCCGUGCGCGUCCUCGCCGACCUCGACCUAGCCGUCCGCAAGGCCUACAUCUCCUCCGACGGCCGCUGGUUCAUGAACGUCUUCCACGUCACCGACCGCUGUGGCCGCAAGCUCGCCGACCGAUCCCUUACCUCCCACCUCGAGCGCUCCCUGUGCGCCUCCCGCCCCGGUGACGACACACAGCCCCCCGCUCUCCUUACGGAGCCUGCCGGCCUCGAAGUCCACGGCCUCACGACUCUCGAACUCGCCGGCGCCGACCGCCCGGGCCUCCUCUCCGAGGUCUUCGCCGUGCUCCGCGACGUCGAGUGCGACGUGGUGGCGGCCAAGGUGUGGACCCACAACGGCCGCGUCGCGUCCCUCAUCACCGUCAGGGAGGGCCGCCCCGACUCGCCCACCGACGCCGACGCCGACGCCACGCUCCGCGCCCGUCGCGUCGAGGCGCGACUCGGGAACGUCCUCAGGGGCGACCACGCCGUCCGCGGCGCGAGGAACGCCACCGCGGUUGCGUCGUCGUCCGCCUCGGCGGCCCAUUCCGACCGCCGGAUGCACCAGCUGAUGUUCGCCGACCGCGACUACGAGCAGACCACCCCCGGCGUCUCUACGCCGGCGCGGUCGGUGGUCUCGGUGCAGAACUGGGUGAACCGCGGGUACUCCAUCGUCAACGUCGAGUGCCGCGACCAGCCGAAGCUCCUUUUCGACGUGAUAUGCACGUUGACGGACAUGGAGUACGUCGUCUUCCACGGCAUCAUCGACACCGACGGCGACAGGGCUCGCCAGGAGUUCUACGUAAGGCAUUUGGACGGAACUCCGAUCAGUUCGGAAGCGGAGCGACAGCGAGUGAUCCAGUGCUUGCAAGCCGCCAUUGAUCGCAGAGCAUGCGAAGGAGCGAUGCUGGAGUUGUGCACAGCGGAUCGAAGAGGUCUGCUCGCGGACGUGACGCAGACGUUCCGCGAGCACGGGCUAUCCGUGACGAGAGCGGAGGUGACCACCAAGGCCGGAAUUGCCAUGGACGUGUUCUACGUGGCCGACACGGCCGGCCACGCCGUCGACCAGAGGACGGUCGACGCUAUCACGGAACGUGUCGGCGUGGAGAGCCUAAAAUUGAGUGAGGAGCGACGGCCGUGGUGCCACCAGAAGUGGCCCACCACCGAGGAGGACAGAGUAGCCAAUGGUGGUGGUGGGGUUGGGCUGUUCUACCUUGGGAGCAUAGUGAAGAGGAACCUCUACAACCUGGGCCUCAUCAGAUCCUGCUCUUAGCAGGGAGCCCAUAGCACGUAGGGGGUUUGCAUGUGUUCUCGCCGCGUAGUAUGUCUGAUCUGGACCUGAGUCUGCACACAAAAGAAAUGGGGGCAUCGGAGAAGGAAAGGACAUCAGAUUGCUGCUCCACAGUGGAGAUCAUAGGUCCCCACAUCACCCGCGCCCCCCUCAUUGAAUUGCCAUUGUCGUGGAUAGGGGAUAGCUGAGAAUGUAGAAGAGAAGAAAGAGUAGAAUGGUUGGUAGAAACAGCCCCACAAAGAAAAAGAGAGAAAAGGUUGGGGGCUUUUAGGGUGUUGGUAGGGUUUGAAUUGGGGCUUGUGAUGGCUAUUUGACAGGUAGGUGGUGGUGGUGGUGGAAACUUCAGCUGCCAGCUAUUGUGGAAGAAAGGGUGUGACUAUUUAUAUGUAUAGUCAUUGUACACAAGAAAACAACUUGAUGUUAGUACUAAUGUUGGGGGGUGUUUCAACCUGUUUGCUCUCUACUUAGCUUUCUUACUCGAAGAGGAUCUCACCUGCACCGUCUGGGUUUCCCCCACCAAGAUCCGCCUGCUACUCCAUUAAAGUAUGUUUUGGGAGCUCAUCUCACCAACUUAGUCCAAUGGAACAACUCACCAGUGGCGAGAAUGACAGGCUCUGCAGACCGGUCGUAAGGCAUGAGAACGUGUGCCUCAUAGUUAAAAUGUGGAGCUUCUCGGGGGACCAUAAACGAUGUGACUUCAAUACUAUCCAUCGCAAGAACAAACAGGAAGACAAUUCUCUUACUAUUUUUCAGAUACUGUCCAUUACACAAACGAUGUAAUUAAUGAGGAUUACCUAAAAGCAAAAAUUAGGUCUAGCAAACUGUAAUGAGAAACUAUGAUACCCACGACUGUAAUCUUCU